AUGAUAAUCACGCCCGACAGCCCGGUCUUGAUCACGAAUGGCGCAAGGAUUGGGGAUGCCGCCGUUGCGCCAGUUGGCAACCCGGUCGGAAACAAUCCGAACGUUGACCACCCUCAACGUCGGCCUACCUACGACAGACUUGGCUCGAGUGUACCAUUCCAUGGCGAUCUCGACUCCUUCAAGAACAUCCUCAUUGCAACCUCGAAUUCCAAUAGGCCAUCAAAUGGGACGGAAUUCCACAGUGAGUUCCACGUUCAGUACCUCCACCCACCGUUCUUUUCCAUUGCUCGCCCUCAGCGACUUCGAGGGUCGCCGUCGAUCAAUUGA
Molecule: messenger RNA, 327 nt
Organism: Cyclocybe aegerita
Lineage: Eukaryota; Fungi; Basidiomycota; Agaricomycetes; Agaricales; Hemipholiotaceae
Source: the annotation of a GenBank genome assembly